Labeo rohita (rohu) is the source of this 1199-nucleotide messenger RNA. RefSeq names its product zygote arrest 1 (gene zar1). Gene Ontology annotation, cellular component: cytoplasm. Gene Ontology annotation, molecular function: mRNA base-pairing post-transcriptional repressor activity. NCBI's taxonomy places the organism in Eukaryota, Metazoa, Chordata, Actinopteri, Cypriniformes, Cyprinidae. The transcript is spliced from 4 exons. Gene Ontology annotation, biological process: translation. The record is from RefSeq and is a predicted model, not a curated record. The coding region runs from base 33 to 1016 and encodes 327 amino acids.
GCAGUGCGUUUUCCCAACCGGCUAAGCGAAAAAUGGCUACAUAUGGUAACGAGACAGUCGACAACUACCUUUACUCUUCCUACAACCCUUAUUCCUACAAAUACCCCAAGUUCAAGGGCUGGAGACAGAAAGCUUACAUCGCCAACUACGGUGAGGGCGAGACCUACUUCGAUAAUUACCACAGGGCACAGCUGAAGUCCAUCUUGUCUCAGAUCAACCCGAACCUCACCCCGCGCCUGAGGAAAGCCAACACUAAAGACGUAGGGAUCCAGGUCAACCCGAAAACCGACGCGUCCAUCCAGUGCUCUCUGGGCCCGCGGACCCUUCUGGCCCGGAAGCGCGAUGCCCUCCGCCAGCGGCGACAGGAGGUCCAGACCCCAGGGAGUCCCAUAAGCGGCGGCGUGCGUUUUCCGCGCACUCAAGCCGUUUACUCUCCGGUCGAGUCCAGGAGACUAGUGUCCCUCUUCAGAGAAGAGGAAGAGGAGAAGGGCACGGAGCCCGAGACCCCUGAGACGGUGGACAGCGGAGAGAAGGUGAAGAGUGCUGAGAAAGACGAGAGCAAAGAGGGCGAGGACAGCGUGAAGGAACCGCUUAGUCCCGAGAAAAACGAAAACAAACAGACGGAAACAAAUGAGGAGAACAGAAACGAACCAGUGACAGCCGGACAAGACGAAGCCAAGUCUAAGGCUCGCGUGAGGUUCCAGUUUUUGGAGCAGAAGUAUGGCUACUACCAUUGCAAAGACUGCAACCUACGCUGGGAAAGUGCUUAUGUGUGGUGUGUGCAAGGUACAAACAAGGUGUAUUUCAAGCAGUUUUGCAGAACAUGUCAGAAAUCAUUCAACCCAUACCGGGUUGAGGACAUAACAUGUCAGACUUGUAAGAAGACUCGCUGUACAUGUCCUGUUACAUCACGUCAUGUGGACCCCAAAAGACCUCACCGACAGGAUCUGUGUGGCCGCUGCAAAGGCAAGCGUCUCUCCUGUGACAGCACAUUCAGCUUCAAAUACAUCAUCUAGCACCCCUGUCCGCUUGGUUGUUGCCCAGCUGGAUUGUCUCUGCACUCUUGCUGCUCAAAUACUGCAGUGGGGAUCCAUCAGUCACUACGGUCUCAUUUGUUUUUGUUUUUGCUUUAAUUUGUACUUGCAGUAACUGUAGGUGCCAAUUUCAAAAAAUGAAAAUAAAAAUGGGAAUUACUAGCA